ACAGCAUCCUGGCUGUGGCGCGUGCUGACUGAGCUAGUCUUGGGGUCCUGGAGAAGGGGGCUGGAGGCAUGCCCACAGCCUCCCCCCCAUGAGCUUGGGGCUGGCGGGGGCACAGGAGGUGGAGCUGACACUAGAGACGGUUAUCCAGACACUGGAGAGCAGCGUCCUGUGCCAGGAGAAAGGCUUGGGCGCGCGGGACCUGGCCCAGGACGCUCAGAUCACCAGCCUGCCUGCCCUUAUCAGGGAGAUUGUCACCCGCAACCUCUCCCAGCCUGAGAGCCCAGUCCUGCUGCCGGCCACAGAGAUGGCAUCGCUGCUGUCGCUGCAGGAGGAGAACCAGCUGCUGCAGCAGGAGCUGUCCCGCGUGGAGGACCUGCUGGCCCAGAGCCGUGCCGAGCGCGAUGAGCUCGCCAUUAAGUACAAUGCGGUCAGCGAGAGGCUGGAGCAGGCUCUGCGGCUGGAGCCUGGGGAGCUGGAGACGCAGGAGCCCAGGGGGCUGGUACGGCAGAGCGUGGAGUUGCGGAGGCAGCUGCAGGAGGAGCAGGCCUCCUACCGGCGCAAGCUGCAGGCCUACCAGGAGGGCCAGCAGCGGCAGGCCCAGCUUGUGCAGCGGCUGCAGGGCAAGAUUCUCCAGUACAAGAAGAGGUGCUCGGAGCUGGAGCAGCAGCUGCUGGAGAGAUCCGGAGAGCUGGAGCAGCAGCGGCUGAGGGACACAGAGCACAGCCAAGACCUGGAAAGCGCCCUCAUCCGGCUGGAGGAGGAGCAGCAGAGGAGUGCCAGCCUGGCCCAGGUGAAUGCCAUGCUCCGAGAACAGCUGGACCAGGCAGGCUCGGCCAACCAGGCUCUGAGUGAGGACAUACGAAAGGUGACCAAUGACUGGACACGCUGCCGCAAGGAGCUGGAGCACCGGGAGGCGGCGUGGAGGCGCGAGGAGGAGUCCUUCAACGCCUACUUCAGCAACGAGCACAGUCGCCUGCUCCUCCUCUGGAGGCAGGUGGUGGGGUUCCGGCGGCUGGUCAGCGAGGUGAAGAUGUUCACUGAGAGGGACCUGCUGCAGCUGGGAGGGGAGCUGGCCCGGACAUCACGAGCUGUCCAGGAGGCGGGCCUGGGACUGAGCACGGGCCUACGGCUGGCAGAGAGCCGGGCCGAGGCAGCCCUGGAGAAACAGGCCCUGCUGCAGGCCCAGCUGGAGGAGCAGCUGCAGGACAAGGUGCUCCGCGAGAAGGACCUGGCGCAGCAGCAGAUGCAAAGCGACCUGGACAAGGCUGACCUCAGUGCCAGAGUGACAGAGCUGGGCCUGGCAGUGAAGCGUCUUGAGAAGCAGAAUCUGGAGAAGGAUCAGGUCAACAAGGACCUCACUGAGAAGCUUGAGGCCCUGGAAUCCCUGCGGCUACAGGAGCAGGCGGCCCUGGAGACAGAGGAUGGAGAGGGGCUACAGCAGACCCUAAGGGACCUGGCACAGGCCGUCUUGUCAGACUCUGAGAGCGGCGUCCAGCUGAGCGGCUCUGAGCGCACCGCGGAUGCUUCCAACGGCAGCCUGCGGGGGCUCUCGGGCCAGCGGACCCCGUCCCCACCGCGGCGCUCCUCGCCCGGCCGAGGCCGUUCACCCCGCCGAGGCCCCUCCCCGGCCUGCUCAGACUCCUCCACGCUCGCCCUGAUCCACUCCGCCCUGCACAAGCGCCAGCUGCAGGUCCAGGACAUGCGUGGGCGCUAUGAGGCAAGCCAGGACCUACUGGGCACCCUGCGGAAGCAGCUUAGCGACAGCGAGAGCGAGCGGCGGGCCCUAGAGGAACAGCUGCAGCGCCUGCGGGACAAGACCGACGGCGCCAUGCAGGCCCACGAGGACGCCCAGCGCGAGGUGCAGCGGCUGCGGAGCGCCAACGAGCUCCUGAGCAGGGAGAAGAGCAACCUGGCCCACAGCCUGCAGGUGGCCCAGCAGCAGGCCGAGGAGCUGCGGCAGGAGCGGGAGAAGCUGCAGGCUGCCCAGGAGGAGCUGCGGCGCCAGCGGGACCGGCUGGAGGAAGAGCAGGAGGACGCAGUGCAGGAUGGCGCGCGGGUGCGCCGGGAGCUUGAGCGCAGCCAUAGACAACUAGAGCAGCUGGAAGGGAAGCGCUCAGUCCUGGCCAAGGAGCUGGUGGAGGUGAGGGAGGCGCUGAGCCGCGCCACACUGCAACGGGACAUGCUGCAGGCCGAGAAGGCCGAGGUGGCCGAGGCGCUGACCAAGGCUGAGGCUGGCCGCGUGGAGCUCGAGCUCUCCAUGACCAAGCUGAGGGCAGAGGAGGCCUCCCUGCAGGACUCCCUGUCCAAGCUGAGCGCCCUCAACGAGAGCCUUGCUCAGGACAAGUUGGAUCUGAACCGCCUUGUCGCCCAGCUGGAGGAAGAAAAGUCCGCCCUGCAGGGCCGGCAACGGCAGGCAGAGCAGGAGGCCACAGUGGCGCGGGAAGAGCAGGAACGGCUAGAGGAGCUGCGGUUGGAGCAGGAGGUGGCGCGGCAGGGCCUGGAGGGCUCCCUACGAGUGGCGGAGCAGGCCCAGGAGGCAUUGGAGCAGCAGCUCCCCACGCUGCGCCAUGAGCGCAGCCAGCUGCAGGAGCAGCUAGCGCAGCUCUCCCGGCAGCUGAGCGGGCGGGAGCAGGAGCUGGAGCAGGCCCGGCGGGAGGCCCAGCGGCAAGUGGAGGCGCUGGAGCGAGCGGCCCGUGAGAAGGAGGCGCUAGCCAAGGAGCACGCUGGCCUGGCUGUGCAGCUGGUGGCUGCGGAGCGUGAAGGCAGGACCCUGUCAGAGGAGGCCACACGCCUGCGCUUGGAGAAGGAAGCCCUGGAGGGCAGCCUGUUUGAGGUGCAACGGCAGCUGGCCCAGCUUGAGGCCCGCCGGGAGCAGCUGGAAGCCGAGGGGCAGGCCCUGCUGCUGGCCAAGGAGACCCUGACUGGGGAGUUGGCGGGCCUGCGGCAGCAAAUAAUAGCUACACAGGAGAAAGCCAGUCUAGACAAGGAGCUGAUGGCCCAGAAGCUGGUGCAGGCUGAGCGGGAGGCCCAGGCCUCUCUGCGGGAGCAGCGGGCAGCUCACGAGGAGGACUUACAGCGACUCCAGCGUGAAAAGGAGGCAGCAUGGCGGGAGCUGGAGGCCGAGCGGGCCCAGCUGCAGAGUCAGCUGCAGCGUGAGCAGGAGGAGCUGCUGGCCCGGCUGGAGGCUGAGAAGGAAGAGCUGAGUGAGGAGAUUGCUGCCCUGCAGCAGGAGCGCGACGAGGGCCUCCUCCUAGCAGAGAGUGAGAAGCAGCAGGCCUUGUCUCUGAAGGAGUCUGAGAAGACGGCGCUGUCAGAGAAGUUGAUGGGUACACGGCACAGCCUGGCCACCAUCUCCCUGGAGAUGGAGCGGCAGAAACGAGAUGCCCAGAGCCGGCAGGAGCAGGACCGGAGCACCGUGAACGCUCUGACGUCUGAGCUGCGGGACCUACGGGCCCAGCGGGAGGAGGCUGCUGCGGCCCACGCCCAGGAGGUGAGGAGGCUGCAAGAGCAGGCCCGAGACCUGGGCAAGCAGCGGGACUCCUGUCUUCGCGAGGCAGAAGAGCUUCGGACCCAGCUGCGUCUGCUGGAGGAUGCCCGUGACGGGCUGCGGCGGGAGCUGCUGGAGGCCCAGCGCAAGCUGCGUGAGAGCCAGGAGGGCCGGGAGGUGCAGCGCCAGGAGGCAGGCGAGCUGCGACGCAGCCUGGGCGAGGGUGCCAAGGAGCGCGAGGCCCUGCGGCGUUCCAAUGAGGAGCUUCGGUCUGCUGUGAAGAAGGCAGAGAGCGAGCGCAUCAGCCUGAAGCUUGCCAAUGAGGACAAGGAGCAGAAGCUGGCACUCCUAGAGGAGGCACGGACAGCUGUGGGCAAGGAGGCCGGGGAGCUGCGAACUGGGCUGCAGGAGGUGGAGCGCUCACGGCUGGAGGCUCGGCGGGAGCUGCAGGAGCUCCGGCGUCAGAUGAAGAUGCUGGACAGUGAGAACACCAGACUGGGCCGGGAGCUGGCGGAGCUGCAGGGCCGCCUGGCGCUGGGCGAGCGGGCAGAGAAGGAGAGCAGGCGGGAGACCCUGGGCCUCCGGCAGAGGCUGCUGAAGGGCGAGGCCAGCCUGGAGGUGAUGCGGCAGGAGCUCCAGGUAGCCCAGCGGAAGCUGCAGGAACAAGAAGGCGAGUUCCGGACCCGCGAGCGACGCCUGCUGGGCUCCCUGGAGGAGGCGCGUGGCACUGAAAAGCAGCAGCUGGACCACGCCCGCGGCCUGGAGCUGAAGCUGGAGGCGGCGCGGGCCGAGGCUGCAGAGCUGGGCCUGCGGCUGAGCGCAGCCGAGGGCCGGGCACAAGGCCUGGAGGCCGAGCUGGCCCGCGUGGAGGUGCAGCGGCGCGCGGCGGAGGCCCAGCUGGGUGGCCUGCGCUCGGCUCUGCGCCGGGGCCUCGGCCUCGGUCGCGCGCCCAGCCCAGCCCCGCGGCCAGUGCCCGGUUCCCCUGCCCGGGACGCACCCGCAGAAGGAAGCGGGGAAGGGCUCAACAGCCCCAGCACCUUAGAAUGCAGCCCUGGGUCCCAGCCACCAUCUCCAGGACCUGCCACCUCCCCAGCCUCUCCAGACCUGGACCCGGAGGCAGUGCGCGGGGCCCUCCGGGAAUUCCUGCAAGAGCUGCGGAGUGCCCAGAGAGAACGGGACGAACUUCGGACCCAGACCAGUGCCCUGAAUCGCCAGCUGGCCGAGAUGGAGGCUGAGAGGGACAGCGCAACCUCGAGGGCCAGGCAGCUGCAGAAGGCGGUGGCUGAGAGUGAGGAAGCCCGGCGCAGUGUGGAUGGGCGGCUGAGCGGGGUCCAGGCGGAGCUGGCGCUGCAGGAGGAGAGUGUGCGGCGCAGUGAGCGGGAGCGCCGGGCCACGCUGGACCAGGUGGCCACACUGGAGAGGAGCCUGCAGGCCACCGAGAGCGAGCUCCGGGCCAGCCAGGAGAAGAUCAGCAAGAUGAAGGCCAAUGAGACAAAGCUGGAGGGCGACAAGCGGCGCCUGAAGGAGGUUCUGGACGCCUCCGAGAGCCGCACUGUCAAGCUGGAGCUGCAGCGGCGCUCGCUUGAGGGGGAGCUGCAGCGCAGCCGCCUGGGCCUCAGUGACCGCGAGGCCCAAGCCCAGGCCCUCCAGGAUCGGGUGGAUUCCCUGCAGAGACAGGUGGCCGACAGCGAGGUGAAGGCAGGGACCCUGCAGCUGACCGUGGAGCGGCUGAAUGGGGCCCUGGCUAAGGUGGAGGAAAGCGAGGGGGCCCUGCGGGACAAGGUGCGGGGCCUGACAGAGGCCCUGGCCCAGAGCAGUGCCAGCCUCAACAGCACCCGGGACAAGAACCUGCAUCUGCAGAAGGCUCUGACCGCCUGUGAACAUGACCGCCAAGUACUCCAGGAACGGCUGGAUGCCGCCCGGCAGGCAUUAUCUGAGGCACGGAAGCAGAGCAGCUCCCUGGGCGAGCAGGUGCAGACGUUGCGAGGCGAGGUGGCUGACCUGGAACUGCAGCGGGUGGAGGCCGAGGGCCAGCUACAACAGCUACGGGAGGUGCUGCGGCAGCGGCAGGAGGGUGAGGCUGCAGCCCUGAACACCGUCCAGAAGCUGCAAGACGAGCGGCGGCUGCUGCAGGAGCGCCUGGGAAGCCUGCAGCGCGCCCUGGCUCAGCUGGAAGCUGAGAAGCGGGAGGUGGAGCGCUCAGCCCUGCGGCUGGAGAAGGACCGUGUAGCCCUCAGGAGGACGCUGGACAAGGUGGAGCGGGAGAAGCUUCGUAGCCAUGAGGACACAGUGCGGCUGAGCGCAGAGAAGGGCCGCCUGGACCGCACCCUCACGGGGGCUGAGCUGGAGCUGGCAGAGGCGCAGAGGCAGAUCCAGCAGCUGGAGGCGCAGGUGGUGGUGCUGGAGCAGAGCCACAGCCCGGCCCAGCUGGAGGUGGAUGCGCAGCAGCAGCAGCUGGAGCUGCAGCAGGAGGUGGAGCGGCUGCGCAGCGCCCAGGCGCAGACUGAGCGCACCCUGGAGGCUCGGGAGCGGGCCCACCGCCAGAGGGUGCGUGGGCUGGAGGAGCAGGUGUCCACACUGAAGGGCCAGCUGCAGCAGGAGCUUCGAAGGAGCUCAGCACCCUUCUCCCCACCCUCCGGCCCCCCAGAGAAAUGAGCUCCUGCUGGCAUCUGGAGAACACCCCUGUGCCUGGGACAGGGGAGGACCCUUCUUUUGGACAGCCCCCCCCCCCAGAGCCCGGUCCCUUGGGGGCCUCAAGCUGGGGUGGGAUGAGGAGGCGCUCUGCUGGCAGUGCUGAGGACGGGUACUCCAGCUCCAGGCCUGGAGAGGCUUCCCAGCAACACCUGCAGUCCAGCCCCCCUCUUCUAGGAUGAGCCACUGUAGAUCAUUAAAGUUCCUCCUUGAGAGGCUGAGCCGUAGCCAGGAUUGGGGAGAGCCCUUGUCUCUGGUCAGCCCUGGAGCAUGGGAUCGUGGGAAAGAGGAGGGGGACCAGGCCCAGGGCAGGGGUCAGAGGCCCAGGCCCUGACUUCGGCUUCCCAGAGAUCUCUCCGCCUUAGUUAAGAGCAUGUGUCGGGAAAUUCCUCAGAGUGCUCAGAGUCCCUGUAUUUUUAUACCUUUUUACAAUGUUAACUGUUCAGAACUGUUUUUUGUAACAAAACCUUGUUUUUAAAAAAGUUUGUACAGCUGUGUCCCUUUUCUAGACAAUUGGAGGAGACGUCGGGGGGAGACAGAUCCAAGCCCACCCUCGGGACAGUGACAGGCCUUCCAGGCAGCAUGGCAAACAAGUGCAGGUUUGGAUGUGAACGUGGGGUCUUGCCCUGGC
This is a messenger RNA of Homo sapiens (human), 6809 nucleotides long. RefSeq names its product ciliary rootlet coiled-coil, rootletin (gene CROCC). Bases 89 to 6142 code for a protein of 2017 amino acids. The transcript has 38 exons. The record is from RefSeq and is a predicted model, not a curated record. NCBI's taxonomy places the organism in Eukaryota, Metazoa, Chordata, Mammalia, Primates, Hominidae. Gene Ontology annotation, cellular component: photoreceptor inner segment; centrosome; 9+2 motile cilium. Gene Ontology annotation, molecular function: structural constituent of cytoskeleton; actin binding; kinesin binding.